AUGGGGGUGCGGAGAGGCCCAGGUCUGUCCUGCCAGCUGUGUGCUCUCUCCCACCCAAAGAAAUCAGCAGAUCAGACAGCAAAGCCUGGAGUAGCCCACGCAGUCUGUUACCAGCACCCUGCAUUGAAGGGACUUGAGGGCAGCAGGAUGGAAUCAGAAAGACAAAUCACAGACCUUCAAGGGGGGAACUCCAACCCCAGGAGGAACCAGCUCAUCAACCUGAACCAUUAUGCCACCAAGAAGAGUGUGGCAGAGAGCAUGCUAGACGUGGCCCUCUUUAUGUCCAAUGCCAUGCGGCUGAAAGCGGUGCUGGAGCAGGGACCAUCCUCUCAUUACUAUGCCACCCUCGUCACCCUCAUCAGCAUCUCACUGCUUCUGCAGGUGGUCAUCGGGAUUCUCCUUGUGGUCACUGCACGGCUGAACCUGAAUGAGGUGGAAAAGCAGUGGCGUUUAAACCAGCUCAACAAUGCUGCCACCACCUUGGUCUUCAUCACGGUUGUCAUUAAUGUCUUCAUUACAGCCUUUGGGGCACAUAAGACAGGGUUCCUGGCUACCAGGACCUCAAGAAAUCCUCUCUGA
Orycteropus afer afer is the source of this 579-nucleotide messenger RNA. It is a transcript of the gene NINJ2, whose product is annotated as ninjurin 2. Lineage: Eukaryota; Metazoa; Chordata; Mammalia; Tubulidentata; Orycteropodidae. Gene Ontology annotation, biological process: tissue regeneration; cell adhesion. Gene Ontology annotation, cellular component: membrane. The record is from RefSeq and is a predicted model, not a curated record.